AUGGAGGAACUUUUCCCCCAGGAAGAUGGAGGAACUUUUCCCCCAAGAAGAUGGAGGAGCGCUCCCCAGCAAGGUGAAAGGGCGGGCGCGGGGCGGCGGCGGGCGCGGGGCGGCGGCGGGCGCGGGGCGGCGGCGGGCGCGGGGCGGCGGCGGGCGCGGGGCGGCGGCGGGCGCGGGGCGGCGGCGGGACGGCGGCGGGGCGGCGGCGGGGCGGCGGCGGGACGGCGGCGGGACGGCGGCGGGACGGCGGCGGGACGGCGGCGGGACGGCGGCGCGGCGGCGGCGGGACGGCGGCGGGACGGCGGCGGCGGCGGCGCGGCGGCGGCGGCGGGGCGGCGGCGCGGCGGCGGGCGGGCGGGCGGGCGGGCGGGCGGGCGGGAAGUAUUGGCGGUUUCUGAUCUGACUGCAGGAUCACGAGUGUGA
This is a messenger RNA of Procambarus clarkii (red swamp crayfish), 423 nucleotides long. The record is from RefSeq and is a predicted model, not a curated record. NCBI's taxonomy places the organism in Eukaryota, Metazoa, Arthropoda, Malacostraca, Decapoda, Cambaridae.